GCUACCGAGGAGUAGGUUUGGUGGUGUUUGCGCGUUGUUUGUGGUGUGCCGAAAAGCAUGUUUUUUUUGCAUAAACUAUUCAAAGCGUUUCAAAUAAAGUAUUUCUAUUUAUUUUAAAAAGUAUACAUUAAAUUAAAUUAAGCCGCAAUCAUGUCGAAAAGAAUGUCGAGGUAUCCGAGUGAUCGAAAGGUGUAUGUAGGUGAUUUGGGAAAUAAUGCAAGAAAAAAUGAAUUAGAGUAUGCAUUUAGUACUUAUGGCACUUUGAGGAGUGUUUGGAUUGCUAGAAAUCCGCCCGGCUUUGCAUUUGUCGAAUUCGAGGAUGCCCGUGAUGCGGCCGAUGCAGUCCGAGGAUUAGAUGGACGGACGGUUUGUGGGCGUCGAGCUCGAGUUGAGUUAUCAACCGGCAGAUAUGCCGGCGGCAGAAACGACAGAAAAGGAUCAAAAAGCGGCGGACGACCAUUCCAUCCGGAUGAUAAAUGCUACGAGUGUGGAGGCAGAGGUCAUUAUGCUCGUGAUUGUCGCCGUUAUGGCCGAAGACGCCGAAGCCGAUCCAAGAGUCGUUCACGAAGCUAUUCGCGGGAUCAGCGAACCAGAUCGCAUACAGGUUCACGCUCUCAUUCUCGAAGCAAAUCCAAAUCUCGUUCGCCUAAAAAGGAUUACCGUGAUGAACGCAAACCACGAAGCAGCAGACGAUCUACAGAAAACGAUCAUGAAAAUGGUGUUAGGCAUAACGAUGAUAGUCGCAAUGGAAUCGCUAGAUCGCCAAGACGUCGCUACGAUUCGUCGUGCUCCCCAAAACGUGGCCAUAGCCGAAACAGGGCCGAUAGCAUUGAUUCAAAAAGAAGUAGUUCCAACUCUCGCCGCAGCCACGGUGCUCGCACAAAAUCACGAUCUCCAAUUUCGAAGAAUCACAAAGACUAGUUGAUAAUGUAUUGAAUCCUGAUUAAUUAUUUGUAUUUGACAAUUUAACUUUUAUUUACUUAAGUGUGCGGUAUCAGUGCGAUACCUUCUAGGAUUUACUUUCUAAUAUUUAAACGAAAGUCAAUUAAAAUAUUUAUUUCAAUUUUUUAGAUCAACAAAUGCAAUUUUACAUGAGUUGUAGCUGCUAAGUCUCAACUGGUAUAAUUUUUUUUUUUAUAUUUUGUUAUUCUCCGAGCUUCAACUGACAAGAAAAUGUGUAUAAAUUGUAUUUAAAGUUAUCCAAAUAAAUUGUCAUCUCAUAA
Molecule: messenger RNA, 1223 nt
Organism: Episyrphus balteatus (marmalade hoverfly)
Lineage: Eukaryota; Metazoa; Arthropoda; Insecta; Diptera; Syrphidae
Gene: x16
Product: serine/arginine-rich splicing factor 7
Exons: 3
Coding region: 151-921 (256 amino acids)
Biological process (GO): mRNA splicing, via spliceosome
Cellular component (GO): nuclear speck
Molecular function (GO): RNA binding; zinc ion binding
Source: RefSeq, a predicted model, not a curated record